AUCCUGCAGACGGGGCAGGAGAUCAUGGAGCUGGACACCAGUGGUUUUGCUACCCAGGGUCCAACUGUGUUUGCUGGAAACAUCGGUGACAACAAGUACAUCAUCCAAGUCUCUCCCAUGGGUAUUCGACUGCUGGAAGGAGUGACACAGCUCCACUUCAUCCCUGUGGAUUUGGGAUCCCCCAUAGUGCAUUGCUCCGUGGCGGACCCUUACGUCGUCAUCAUGACCGCAGAGGGAGUCGUCACCAUGUUUGCUCUGAAGACCGACUCCUACAUGGGGAAAACUCACAGGCUGUCGCUGCAGAAACCACAGAUCCCCACCCAAUCCCGCGUGGUCACGCUGUGUGCGUACCGAGACGUCAGUGGCAUGUUCACCACGGAAAACAGAGCGAACUCCUCCGUCCAAAAAGAGGACGCCAUCACUGGGAAUCAGUCCGAGGAAGAGACCAUCAUCCAUGACCUCAGUAGCAACUUAGUGGAUGACGAGGAGGAGAUGCUGUACGGAGACUCAAACGCCAGCGCUGCGCAUGGAAGAGAUGAAAUGGGACGCAGCUACGGGAUUCACGGGAUUUAUGGAAGCGACGGACAAGGAAAAGCAGAACCGAGCCACUGGUGCUUCAUCUGCAGGGAGAAUGGAGUGAUGGAGAUCUACCAGCUCCCAGAGUGGCGGCUGGUGUUCCUGGUGAAGAACUUCCCCGUUGGUCAGAGAGUUUUGGUGGACAGUUCUUCCGGCCAAUCGGCAGCGCAGGGGGACGGUAAAAAAGAGGAAGUAACUCGGCAAGGAGACAUCCCGCUCGUCAAAGAGGUGUCUUUGGUCUCACUGGGCUACAUGUGCAGCAGACCGUAUUUACUGGUCCAUGUGGAGCAGGAGCUUCUGAUCUACGAGGCGUUCCCUUACGAUCAACAGCAGCCACAGAACAACCUGAAAGUGCGCUUCAAAAAAGUUCCCCACAACAUCAACUUCAGAGAAAAGAAAACGAAGGUUAAGAAAGAUAGGAAGGCGGAGAGUGGAGCCACGGAGGACAGCGUUUCUGUGAAAAGCCGGAUCGCCAGAUUCAGAUACUUUGAGGACAUCUCGGGAUACUCAGGGGUGUUUAUCUGCGGGCCGUCUCCUCACUGGAUGCUCGUCACGUCCCGCGGAGCCAUCAGGCUUCAUCCAAUGACCAUCGACGGAUCAAUAGAGUCCUUCGCUCCCUUCCACAACAUCAACUGUCCCAAAGGGUUCCUCUACUUCAACAAACAGGGUGAGCUAAGGAUCAGCGUCCUGCCCACCUACCUGUCCUACGACGCCCCCUGGCCCGUCAGAAAAAUCCCCCUGAGGUGCACCGUGCACUACGUCGCCUACCAUGUGGAGUGCAAGGUGUACGCUAUUUGCACGAGUGUGAAAGAUCCGUGCACACGCAUUCCCAGGAUGACGGGAGAGGAGAAGGAGUUUGAAACCAUAGAUCGAGAUGAUCGUUACAUUAACCCUCAGCAGGAGAGGUUUUCCAUCCAGCUCAUCUCUCCGGUCAGCUGGGAAACCAUUCCCAACACACGGUUUGACCUUGAGGAGUGGGAACAUGUGACCUGCAUGAAGACGGUGGCGUUGAGGAGUCAGGAGACGGUGUCCGGACUGAAGGGAUACAUCGCUGCAGGAACCUGUCUGAUGCAGGGGGAGGAGGUCACCUGCAGGGGGAGGAUCGUGAUCCUGGAUGUGAUCGAAGUCGUGCCGGAGCCCGGUCAGCCGCUCACCAAGAACAAGUUCAAGGUUCUGUACGAGAAGGAGCAGAAAGGCCCGGUCACCGCUCUGUGCCACUGCCACGGAUACCUGGUGUCAGCCAUCGGACAGAAGAUCUUCCUGUGGGUCCUGAAGGACAACGACCUGACGGGAAUGGCCUUCAUCGACACUCAGCUCUACAUCCACCAGAUGUUCAGCAUCAAGAACUUCAUCCUGGCUGCAGACGUGAUGAAGAGCAUUUCUCUGCUGCGCUACCAACAGGAGAGCAAGACGCUGUCCCUCGUCAGCAGGGAUGCAAAACCGCUGGAGGUUUACAGCAUCGAGUUCAUCGUGGAUAACAACCAGCUGGGAUUACUGGUGUCCGACCGAGACAAGAACCUCUAUGUAUAUAUGUAUUUACCUGAAGCUAAAGAAAGCUUCGGAGGGAUGCGGCUGCUGAGGAGAGCUGAUUUUAACGCCGGAGCGAACAUCAACACGUUCUGGAGGAUGCCGUGCAGAGGAGCUCUGGAGGCCGGCAGCAAGAAGGCUCUGAGCUGGGACAACAAGCACAUCACAUGGUUCGCCACUCUGGACGGAGGAGUGGGCAUGCUGCUCCCGAUGCAGGAGAAGACGUACCGCAGACUGCUGAUGUUGCAGAACGCUCUGAACAGCAUGCUGCCUCAUCACGCUGGACUCAACCCCAAGGCCUUCAGAAUGCUGCAGAGUAACAAACGCUGCCUGCAGAACGCUGUGAGGAACAUUCUGGACGGAGAACUGCUCAACAAAUACCUUUACCUCAGCACCAUGGAGCGCAGCGAGCUGGCCAAGAAGAUCGGAACCACGCAAGACAUCAUCCUGGACGACCUCCUGGAGGUGGACCGAGUCACGGCUCAUUUCUGAGAAACAUUCCCCCCCGACUCGUCCACUGAAAUGUUUUUUACUCAACGGAGAACAAUUUUUUGUUAUGGCCGUUUUUGUGCAAAACUGAUUUGUUUUUCUUACUUCGUAGACAAAAAAAAAAGAAAAGAGGACAGCUAUGUUUUCUUAAGAUAUUUUGUAUUAAAAAAGAAACAAA
Messenger RNA from Trematomus bernacchii (emerald rockcod), 2770 nucleotides. Its product is annotated as cleavage and polyadenylation specificity factor subunit 1-like. Lineage: Eukaryota; Metazoa; Chordata; Actinopteri; Perciformes; Nototheniidae. The record is from RefSeq and is a predicted model, not a curated record. Gene Ontology annotation, molecular function: nucleic acid binding; protein binding. Gene Ontology annotation, cellular component: mRNA cleavage and polyadenylation specificity factor complex; nucleus.